Xyrauchen texanus (razorback sucker) is the source of this 2737-nucleotide messenger RNA. Its product is annotated as nuclear factor 7, ovary-like. Bases 217 to 1608 code for a protein of 463 amino acids. NCBI's taxonomy places the organism in Eukaryota, Metazoa, Chordata, Actinopteri, Cypriniformes, Catostomidae. The transcript has 6 exons. The record is from RefSeq and is a predicted model, not a curated record. Gene Ontology annotation, molecular function: zinc ion binding; protein binding.
GUCUCAUUUCUCUCUUUGCUGUCGUACUGACUCUUCUGUGAAUAUUUGGAUCAGUAAUCAGUGCAGAACUAAGGGAAAUACUUUCAACAAGGAUUUUUGUGAAGUUAGUUUCAGAGUAGACAGCAGAUCUUUGGUGAUUCUGAUGGUUAUUCGUUCUUGAAAGCAACAUUCAGAAAGUGAAAGUAAAGUUCAGAUCGUCUUUUACAAACAGUUAAAAUGGCUUCUCUACCUGUGGAAGAUCUCUCUUGUCCCGUGUGCUGUGAAAUCUACAAGGAUCCUGUUUUACUGUCGUGUACUCACAGUGUGUGUAAAGAGUGUCUUCAAAAGUUCUGGAAAACCAAGAGGACUCAGGAGUGUCCCAUCUGCAGGAGAAGAUCUUCAAAUGAACAUCCACCUUGUAAUCUGGUGUUGAAGAAUUUAUGUGAUUCAUUCCUAAAGGAGAGAUCAGAGUGUGAGGAGAUCUGCAGUUUACACAGAGAGAAACUCAAACUCUUCUGUCUGGAUGAUAAACAGCCGGUGUGUUUCGUGUGCAGAGAUUCACAAAAACACACCAACCACAAAUUUCUCCCCAUCUGUGAAGUUGUUCCAUCUUACAAGAAGAAACUCAAUACAACACUGGAGUCUUUACAAGAGAAACUUGAACACACUGAAAACAUUAAAGGAAAGUGUGAUGAAGCAGUUCAACACAUCAAGACUCAAGCUGAGCACACAGAGCGUCAGAUUAAAGAGCAGUUUAAGAAGCUUCAUGAGUUUCUCCGAGAUGAAGAAGAAGCUACAAUCACUUCACUGAGAGAGGAAGAGGAGCAGAAGAGUCAGAUGAUGAAGAAGAAGCUUGAGGAGAUGAACACACACAUAUCAGCUCUUUUACACACAAUCAAAGACAUGGAGGAAAUGAUGAAAUCCAAUGACGAUGUGUCAUUUCUAAAGAACUUUAAUGUGACAAUGGAAAGAGCCCAGAUCUCACAGCCGGAUCCACAGAUGACUUCUGGAGCUCUCAUUCAUGUGCCACAUUACUUGGGCAACCUGACAUUCAGAGUCUGGAAGAAGAUGCAAGACAUUGUCCACAAGACUCCUGUGAUUCUGGAUCCAAACACUGCAAAUCCAUUUCUGAUCCUGUCUGAUGAUCUGACCAGUGUGAGAAACAGCUGGAACAAUCAACCGAUUCCUGAUAAUCCAGAGAGAUUUGACUAUUAUUACUGUGUUCUGGGUUCAGAGGGUUUUAAUUCAGGAACACACUGUUGGGAUGUGGAGGUUAAAGACAAUAGAAACUGGAUUAUUGGAGUAACUACAGCAUCAAACCAGAGGAAGGAAAGUGUUUUCUUCAACACUGAUGUCUGGAGUGUGUGGUAUAAUGAGUCUGGAUUAUUCUCACUAUACAUCAUUAAUCCCUCCACUGCGUUUCAUGUCACACAAUAUCUUGAGCGUUUGAGAGUUCAUCUGGAUUAUGACGGAGGAAAAGUGUCAUUCUCUGAUCCUGUAACUAACACACAUCUACACACAUUCACACACACAUUUACACACACACUCUUGCCAUUCUUCUGGAGUUAUAAUAAUCUGAAGAUUUUACCAGUUCAACUGAUGGUGACAGAAAAUCACAGUUCUGACUGAUUGUGAUUAUCGAUGAUAAAAUAAGAGAAUUUAAGUGAAAUCAUUGUGAAUUGUGAAACACUAUGAAUUGUUGAUCUUUGUAAAGGACUGAUAUGAGGUGAUUUUAGACUUUAUUCUUUUAUCUGUGUGGAUGCGGCAUCACACAAAAGCAGAAGGUUUCAGUUACAGAUGUCAUUGUAGAAAUACUCCAUUAACAGCUGUAUUAUUUUCAUAAUGCACACAUGAAGUCUUUAAGUGUCUGAAUAUGUUGUGAAGAGUUUACUUGUGCAUUAAACACAUGUUUAAGUGUCAUUUAAAACUCUCCAGAGAAAUAUCUCGUAACUUACACUUAAACACGUCCACUCAACUUCUGUGUCUGUGAUAUCUUCUCAGUGAAGUGAAAUAAUUCAACACAAACAUUCAAGAAUAUAUACAGUAGAAAAUGAGUAUUAAAGAGGGUUUCGUCAAUAACAACAUUGACAGAAAUCACAUGAAAAUGUCACAAGAGUUUAUUCAUCAUUAAUCAUCUGUAUUUGAUUCACUGAUAAUAAUUAUAAUCUUAUCAGAACUUGUUCUUUCAGUUUCUGUGAUUCUGGAGCACAUCACUGCAGUUUUCUUCUUUACAUUAUUUCAUGUCUUAUGAAUGUAUAUUCUGAUAUAUAAUCACCAAUAAUCAUAAUUAUUUAGGCAUUUCAAGAUUCAUGGAAUUCAACUUUUUAUCAUAAUUUAAUCCAAAAUGAAACCAAGUGAUCAAAUAUGAAUCAUCAAACAAUCAAUUAAACCACCAGAGGCUCCAUCACCUGGGGAUUGACUUCAACUCUCUGGACUCCAUGUCCCAUAAUCCCCUUACCUGUCAAUGAUUACCUGUUCACCUGUGUCAAAUCCUGUCAGAUAUUUAAUUCUCACACUCAUUCUCUGACAUUGUGAAGUCUUGUUUUGCCCUGGCUGCCAUUACUGAGUGUUCCCUGUUUUCUUUGCAUUUCCUGUGUUUGAUCUUGGACUAUUUACCCGGUUUUGACCCGUUGCUGCCUGCCCCGAUCUCUUGCCUGUUUAUUGAAUACCUGCCUCUGAUAUUACUGCUGCUGGUGAUUUACUCCUGCCUGUCUGUAUUACUUCAUUUAUGUUAUUAAAAUCUGCACUUGGAUCUCAA